AUGCAUCCCAAAAAGUAUACCGACCCUGAGAAGGCCAUUUGGUUCAUAAGCGGCGUCUCAUUGCCAGAACCACCCUGGCCUUCAAACUUGCCACUAUCACAAGCAGUCCUAUUCCAUCCUGUCCACACGAGGCGUCUUGGCGAAGAAGACCCAGACGAUGAUAGGCACGGCGACUCGAAACCAGAGGCCCGCAUGUACAAACUUCGCAAGCGCCGUAUCCAGGUGAACCUCAUCAUUCUCUUUCGCUUAGCAACCUUCGCUCAGCACCUGUCCUUCGACCACGACCACUUCUGGGACUUCGUCCGUGAAAACUGGGCAUGCAACACCGGCAUACAUAACACCCAAGAACUCGUGAAUAAAUACGCUACUCGCCGUCUCAUGUACCUCGAUAACCCUAGAGUUAAGAGGCGACACGCUGACCUCUUGACCGACCUCAUCGACCUUUGGAUUGACCGCGAUGGCGACCUUCCUGUCGAGAGGUGGCCGCCAAGUCACGUCAUCAAGAGCGAAUGGAAACGUGUCAAGAGAGCUUGGGAUGACGAGACAAGAGGCAAUUAUUCUUGGCUGGUCUCCAGUGAAAAUCGCCCGUUUCUUGGCUCGUUUCCCAUGCCACUCGAUCCGGGCACUCCCAAUAACUUCAAGAUCAAGGGUGAGGGUUUGCGAUCACGGGGAAGUUUCAGCAACGACUCUGAGAGGCUUUCCGACCGACCGACCCGGAGAAUCGAAGAACGAGAACUAUAUCCACCACAACCACCCGCCAAGGUCGAUGUCGAGGACGGCACCCCCAACGAAUUGCAGACGCCGAGCGGCCCCAAGAUGACAGUCGACGAACUCAUCCAGAGCGAAGGAAAUCCUUCGCAGAAACGAAAGGUGCAACGCAAUCUCGAUGACCCCACGCCCACUAAGCGCCGAUGCGUACCAGACGAUGCGCCGUCUCCCUGGCUGAGAACCCCAAACCCGGACUUUGGCUCGGAGAACAAAUCCCCCGGCAUCGCAUCUGUCGAUAAUCACCAUCAGGAGGAGGCUCAGGCUUCUACUGCCCCCGACCAAGAGAUGGUUGACGCGACAGAUGCACCCCUUACCGACAGAGAGCCAGGCGCACCAGUCGCCGACAUGGAGACAGAGACAACAUCAGCAGCCCGAAAAGAUCCGUCCCAAACAAGUUCAUCUCAUACCCAACCGGCUGAAACGUCUUCUGAGCAGGCGGUGCCGGUCGAGGUCACGGAUUCUGCAAACAACUAUGGAGAGAUCGCUACAAAACACGACAACAUGAUUGGCACUCUGCAAGCUAGAGCCAGCGAGCACAGGGACACCCUUCAACUUCUCGAAGAGAAGACUGCCUCACAUGAGGACAAAAUCGGUUUCCUUGAUGCCCGAGUUACCGCACAUCACAACAAGUUCAAAGGGAUAGAAGCGGAAACUAAUAAACUUCAUCGGAAGAUCGACUCCUGUGAGGCGUUGUCCGAGAAGCAGUGGAGUCUAGUUCGCGCUCUUGAGGAAAGAACUAGCGAGCACGUCACAAUAAUUCGAGAGAUCCAGUCGUCUGGGGCAUUAUCUGAGAAGCAGUUAGAUCUUCUUCAGACCCUAGAAAGAAAUACUAGCGAGCACGCCACGACACUUCAGAAGAUCCAAUCUUCUGGCGCACUGACUGGAGAACAAUUGGAUCUUCUUCACACUCUUGAAAAAAGAACUAGCGAGCACGCCACGAUGCUUCAGGACAUCCAAUCUUCCGGAUCAUUGUCCAGAAAACAUUUGGAUCUGCUCCACACUCUUGAGGCAAAAUCGAGCGAGCACGCGACAAAGGUUGUUUCUCUCGAGGCUGCAACUGGCAAGCAUGGGGCUACACUUCAAUACCUCGAAACAACAGCUACCAAACAGAAGAACGCACUCCGCGCCUUCGAAACAACAUGUGGCAAGCACGAGGUCAAGUUUCAUCAUCUUGAGAAAGCAACCAGCAAGCAGAAAGACACACUUCACUCCCUCAAUUCAAGGGCUGGCGAGAGUGACAAGAAGGUCAAAAACCUCGAAGUCUCCGUCGCUAAACAUGACGAUAUGUUCACGUCCUUCGAGAAGACGGCCAGUAAGCAGAAAAAGGAGGUGGAGUCUUUGGCAGAAACUGUCAGUGAACAAGGAAAGGAACUCAAUGACUUCCGGAAAUCUCACGAGAAAAAGACCAGCGCGCAUGGGCAAGGACUUACCUUGCUCGAAAAAGAGAUGGGAGCCGGCGUGCGGGGCGAUGCCCUCCAGUCGCUUCAAGCCGAGGCCCAGAAAGUUGGCGGCCUGGACUCCCAGGUCAUUUCCCACGACGAACAGAUUCGGUCUUUGCAAGAUGAAGUUGGCCAGCACAAAGGUAUCAUUCAGUCUCUCCAGAGCAAAGCCAGCGAUCUUGAUCAAAACGUCGGCAGACACAAUGGAACACUUGAGUCUCUACAAACCAAAGCCAGCGAUCUCAUUACAAAGGUCCACGGGCACGACGGGAUACUCGAGUCUUUGGAAUCCAAAGCCAUUGGUAUUGAUCACAAGGUCCGCGGGCAUAAUGGGAAACUGGAAUCUCUGAGCUCAAAAGCAGGCGAUCUUGACAACAAGGUCAGCGGCCACAGUGGAAAACUCGAGUCUCUGGAAUCCAAAGCCAUUGAUACUGAUAGCAAGAUCCGUGGGCACGACGGAAAACUUGACACUCUGGAAAAAGAUGCUGUCAAGCAUGGGGAUACCAUCAGAAGUCUUGAAGUCAAGGCUUUUUCUUACAAUGAGAGGAUAGAGUCUAUGGAAAGGACAGCCGAGAAGCAUGGGGGACUAUUCGACUCUAUACAAACCAAGACCAGCAGUCUCGGUGAGAGAUUUGAGGGCUACGAUACGAGGUUCAAGUCCGUUGAAGAAAAGGCCAAAAUCCACGGAAAUCUUAUCGAGUCUCUUCAGACUAAGACCACCGCUUUCGAUGAGAGAUUCGACAAGCACGAUACAAGGUUUAAUUCUGUGGAAGAAACGGCCAAAAAGCACGGAAGACUAUCCGAGUCUCUUCAGUCUAAGACUAGCAGUCUUGAUGCAAAAUUUGGCGGGUACGACACUAAGUUAAAGUCUGUGGAAGAAACAGUCGAAAGGCAUGAGGGACUAUUUGAGUCUCUUCAAUCCAAGACCAGCAGUGUCGAUGCAAGAUUUGGAGGGUACGAUACGAAGUUCAAGUCUAUGGAAGAAACAGUCGAAAACCAGGGCGGACUACUCGGUUCUCUCCAACUCAAGACCAGCAGUCUCGAUGGAAGGCUCGGUGAGCAUGCCGAAAGGGUCACGACGUUGGAGGACAAGACUGGCAAGUAUGGGAAAGAGCUUCACGGUCUUACGGAAACGGUUACUGGCGUCACCAAGACAGCUGGCGAGCAUGCCGAAAUGAUGCAAGAACUGCAGGAUGAAAUGAAGCUCAUCUCAGAGGCCAGCCAACUGUCACGCGACAUGCGAAAAGCCGACCACGAACUGAGCAUCUUCACAGCUUCGAAGUGCGAAACCACCAUGGAGAAGCUCGACAAUAUCACAGAACAGCUAUCGACUCUCAGCAAGGAAAUUGCAGCGUGCCGUCAAGUUGCCGAAGAAACUGGACAACAACAACAAGAACAACAAGUUGAUACCUACCAGGCAGGCCACGAGACACUCAAGGCGCAAUUGAAGUCUGCCUUGGAGUCUGUUGAUUUAUUAAGGCAACAGCAACAAGACCGAAGUCGUAAGCAAGAGAAUCGGAUAAAGACCACGGACAGCCAAGUUAUGCGCUUGAAUACCGACCUCAAAUCUGCAACGAAGACUCUGGAAGGGAUGGAGUACAGGCAACGAGAACAUAUUGAUGAAGUUGACGAUCGGCUAGACACUACUGCCAAAGCCCUUCAGUCGAUAACUGCAGCUGUGCGGUCUCUCGAAAGCCAACAGAGAAGCAACGAGGAGACUAGGGAGAGAUUGGAGACCCGACUAUCCGGCGUUGAAAGUGGCAGCAAGGAUGUGACUAUGUCCGUUCCUGGGGGCAUGGGAUAUCGGUUGACCAGGAUGGAGGAUGCUAUCCAAGCAAACACCGAAUUAAUCGACAACUGCAGGACGCUGGUUGAAGUGAGCAAAACGUCUUUGGGCCAGCAAUUUAGCUCGCUUGAUAACCGACUUCGGCUGCUGGAGCAGAGAUUCAAUCAUCGUAUGGCCGAGCAAGACCAUGCAUCCAAACAACAAGCUAUCAGGAUGGAACGACUAGAAGCCGAGAUGAGGCAGCUAAAGGGGUCAGUCAUCGCCUUGGAACAAGAUAUGGCAAAGCCUCAGCAGUCCCCAGCUGAGGCUUCCAACUUCCAGAUUCAACUUAACACAUUGCGAAAUUCUCUCGCCACUAUUGCGAGACAAAGCACGCUGACUCCCUCUGAACAGCCAAACAAUGCGAUAGCACCAUUGAGGCAGGCUAGCGGAACCCGUCAAUCUUCAAUACAGCCGCGGACAAGCGCAUCAACGACGCCGCAGCCGCCGAUAGUGCGCUAG
Messenger RNA from Colletotrichum karsti, 4494 nucleotides. RefSeq lists its product as uncharacterized. Lineage: Eukaryota; Fungi; Ascomycota; Sordariomycetes; Glomerellales; Glomerellaceae. The coding region runs from base 1 to 4494 and encodes 1497 amino acids. The record is from RefSeq and is a predicted model, not a curated record. The transcript has a single exon.